AUGCCAGAGAUACGAAAGUACGCCGGUGAUAACGUGCCGGUCUUACUGGUUGGCACAAAGGAAGACCUUUUGGAAACGGCCAACGACGAGCAGAGGGUCUCGUUCGAUGCUGCACGCAGGGCUGCUUCGCAGGUAAAGGAACUCAUAGAUAUCAGGAGGAUAGGGCAGGAAUUAUUUUUUGAUGAUUGA
Molecule: messenger RNA, 189 nt
Organism: Cylicostephanus goldi
Lineage: Eukaryota; Metazoa; Nematoda; Chromadorea; Rhabditida; Strongylidae
Source: the annotation of a GenBank genome assembly